UGUAUCAAAGACAAGCGUUUAGAAUGGAUCGCCUUUCCAUUCUCCUCUUGCUUCUGGGAAUCUCUCGGAGUCAGGCCCUUUUCUGUGGCGGGUCUAUGGCGAAGGAGUGCGUACAGCGAAACCGUUGCCGUAUUGGUACCGAAACGGGAAGGCCAAUCAUACAGUUUAGAGGACUAAUUAACGGCAAUGACGGAUGUGAAUCUGGGCAGACCUGCUGCCCGAAAACGGAAAUAUUACAAUUUCCAGUACAGGUCGACAAUCAACCGCUACCUGCCGACUGUGGCCAUGCGAACCAUCAGGGAUUGGGAUUCACAAUAACUAGCCCGAAGGACAUGGCACAGGACGGCGAACUGCCAUGGAUGGUGGCUCUGCUUGAUUCCAGAAGCCGUCUACCGAUAGGCGGUGGCUCCCUAAUUAAGCGGGAUGUGGUGCUUACAUCUUCCACGAAGACCUACGAAGUUCCUGAGACCUACCUUAUGGUGAGGGCUGGAGAAUGGGACUUUAAUAGCGACAGCGAGCAGAGAGCACAUGAGGAUGUUGCUAUCAGGAAGAUCGUACGACAUGCCAAUCUCGGUGUCGAGAUUGGUGCCAAUAAUGCGGCCCUUUUGUUCCUCGCUAGACCGCUAAAACUAGACCACCACAUAAAUCUCAUUUGUUUGCCGCCGCCGAAUUGGAAAUUUAUCCAUAACCGCUGCAUCGUCAGUGGCUGGGGCAAAAAAACAGCCUUGGACAACAGUUACAUGAAUGCCCUGAAAAAGAUCGAUUUGCCAUUGGUGGACAGAUCUGUGUGUCAAACGCAACUGCAAGGACCCUACGGCAAAGACUUCAUUCUCGAUAACAGCCUGAUAUGUGCCGGCGGGGAACCUGGCAAGGAUUCGUGCAAAGGCGAUGGAGGUGGCCCACUUGCCUGCCCACUGCAAAGCGAUCCCAACCGGUACGAACUUGUGGGAAUCGUAAACUUUGGAUUCGGAUGUGGAGAGCCACUUCCUGCUGCCUACACUGAUGUUUCCCAAAUUCGACCCUGGAUUGAUUAUAAUAUCCAAGCGAAUGCAGUACACUAUUCUCCCCCGUUCGGAAAUGUAGGCCAAUCACUUGUUCAUGUUGAUUUAAAUGGAAUCCAAAAUGGUGCCAAUGGACUUCAAGGACCUCUUCAAAUCGGAGGAAAUAUUCCAAAUGUAGGCCAAGGAAUCAAUGGCAAUAGAUAUGAUCCAAAUACGGAAAUCGGAGCAGUUUCAGUCGGAAAACCUAUUCCGAAUGAAGGCAAUCCAUCUGGCGGUCUUGGAUAUGAUUUAAAUGGAAUCGAAAAACAUAAUCAAUUUCCACCGGUACUUCAAGGAAAUGGUGCCAAUGGACAUCAAGGACCUCUUCAAAUCGGAGGAAAUAUUCCAAAUGUAGGCCAAGGAAACAGUGGCAAUAGAUAUGUUCCAGUCGGAAAACCUAUUCCGAAUGAAGGCAAUGUAUUUGGCGGUCUUGGAUAUGAUUUAUAUGGAAUCCAAAAACCGAAUCAAGCUGGAGAAUUCAUUCCACAUGUAGGCCAAGAAAAUCAUGCCAAUGGACUUCAAGGACCUCUUCAAAUCGGAGGAAAUAUUCCAAAUAUAGGCCAAGGAAACAGUGGCAAUAGAUAUGAUCCAAAUCCUAAAAUCGGACCGCCCACAUUUGGUGCAACCGGUGCUGGAAUGCAAGGAAAUAAUAUCGAUAAUCAGUAUAAUUACAAUCUUGGCGACAGAGCAGAAAAUAAAUUGGGAGCGUUUCCUCUUGAAAAUCCCAAUAAGGAUAAAGUUAUUAGCCCUAGUGAUUUUGCAUCCACAACGACCACUCCGAGUGCACCUAUAAAAUUGGUAAUAGAAAAGUACUAACAUAGUUUUAUAAUUUUAUCAUAGAGCUAAUAAUCUAUUAACAUGUAAUAAAAAUAUAACACUAAAGCAUUAA
Messenger RNA from Drosophila sechellia, 1929 nucleotides. Its product is annotated as phenoloxidase-activating factor 2. The coding region runs from base 24 to 1856 and encodes 610 amino acids. The transcript has 2 exons. Gene Ontology annotation, biological process: proteolysis. Lineage: Eukaryota; Metazoa; Arthropoda; Insecta; Diptera; Drosophilidae. The record is from RefSeq and is a predicted model, not a curated record. Gene Ontology annotation, molecular function: serine-type endopeptidase activity.